GGUGGCAUGGCAUCAGAUUGACAUUGAAAACUGCUGGGAGCUCACAUUUCUCCACGAGAGGUCAUCGGGAUGAUUCUCCUUCCUCCGGAGCUUGGCUUUUGUCAUGUUUUAUCAGCGCUGACUGUGUUGGACUCGAACUAAAGGAAUGGAAAGAGAAUCCGAAAAGAAGAGGGGAAUGGUGAUGAAUCGAGAUCGGGAUAUAUAGAAGCAAAGAAAAUGUCAACAAUGUCCAACAGAUGGCGGCGUUUUCCAGUUCCAGUAAUUGACGUCCAUUGAGGGAAAAAAAUGUACGCGACUCGCCCUUAAUCACUUCCGGUGUAAACAGAAGAAGCCUGAAAGUCAGGUUGGAGCUGGAGAGAUAAAGGGAUGGCGGGGAGUCGUCUGGAAAUAGCUGAAGGCUGGAAGCCUGUGUUGAUACAUUAUCUGAUAAAGAGCAAAGAUGCCGUCUGUUCUAGAGGUGCCAUUAUCUACAAAAGAAGAAAAGACGAGAGAGAGAGAGAUGACUGAAUGAUAGCAUCGCCGCAUUGCUCUAUUGAUGGACAGUCUGUCUUCAGCCCCUUCAUGACCACGCUCGCCAUUUCCUGCAACAUCGCAAACCCAAUCUCGGCUCAUCUGAUGAAAAGAAAAAUCUCAAUGAUUUUCUUCCAGGUUUCAGUCCCUGGUGUGACGGACUGGAGGAGAUGGACACAUCUCUUAAUCACAGAGCGGUGGCCAAACAGAGGCUGCAGGAAGACAGACUCAUUAUCAACAAGCCCCCGUGUCCAGCGAGACCACCUCCAGAACCCGAGGGAAUUGAGCAAACACCCGGCCUGAUCCCUGCCUAGUUUACCGCCGGGACCAGAUGAAGCCCUUUAGCUAAUGAGACUCCCUCAUGGUUAGCUGCGGAUGCAUUCACUUGCCGUCUCAAAGGGGUCUGAGCAAAACGAGACUGUAGGCGUUUCCUGGCUCGAUGGCAUGAUGUAUCGCAGUGUGUCCCAACAAGGGUCUCUCGUGAAUGUUUAAGCGGUGGGGUUCUGACCAUCAAACCUUCUCUGCAACCUAUUUGUGAUUGAUUAACCGCCAUUCAGCGUUCACACCAGAGGAGAGAAAAGUGAAUGAGAGAGAAGGAGUUUGCAUCCAGUGCGGUCUUGUAAUCAGCGACAGGACUCGAACCCCAGCGUCACAGUCAACUCCGCUCUGUCUCAAAUCCUCCAACAUAAGCAACGAGCCACUGGACAACUAGUAACAGCGGAAAAGCCGCCCAUGCAGAGAAAAAAUGAACAUGUUGUCUGCAUUGAUCGCCCCCUUCAAGUACAUGACCCCGGUGGCCAACGGAACAGAAGAUGAGGACACACUGAGCACCAGCAGUGCUGAGGUCAAGGAGAACCGUAACACAGGAAAUCUGGAGGAUUGUGCCAUUGUUACAUCAGACUGUCAGACACUUUUCUUCUCGGAUUCACCCAGGGAUGGGGCAUCUGGCCUCAAAAGAAAGCGGCCUUUGGAGGAGGACAAUAAUGGACACUUGCGCAAAUUGCGGCUGUACUGCAAGAAACUUGCAUGGUCUGAUGCACCAAAGAAUGCCCUGGUCCAGUUAAACGAGCUGAGACCAGGCCUACAGUACCGAAUGGUCUCUCAAACAGGACCGGUCCACGCACCACUCUUUUCCAUCGCAGUAGAAGUCAAUGGACUAACAUUCGAGGGUACUGGUCCAACAAAGAAGAAGGCUAAGAUGAAAGCCGCCGAGAUGGCUCUCAAAUCAUUCAUCCAGUUCCCCAAUGCCUCGCAAGCUCAUUUGGCCAUGGGAGGCUUGAGCAACCCUACAGCCGACUUCACCUCAGACCAGGCCGACUUCCCGGACACUCUUUUCAAAGGCUUCGAGCCUGACGGCUGCCGUUCUGCUGAGAACGAGUUGUUAUCGAGUGCUCUCCGAUUGCGCCACACGUUGGACUUGAUGGUGGUACAGGCCAGGCAAGAAGACCCCUGCCUUCCACCAGCUCCAGUUUCCCCGCCCCAGCCUAGCCCGGUCGUCCUGCUCAAUGACCUGCGGCCUGGCCUGCGAUACGCCUGCUUGUCGGAGCACGCCCAGGGCAAGCGGGCGCACCGCAGCUUCAUCAUGGCAGUUCGAGUGGAUGGCAGGAUAUUCGAGGGCUCGGGUCGCAGUAAGAAGCAGGCAAAGAGGCAGGCGGCUGUGUGCGCCCUGCAGGCACUCUUCAACUUCAGGCUGGCACCUGAGGCGAGAGCGGGACACCGGCCCAGUAGGAUCAAAUGCCCUCAUUUGCCCCAGGAGUUUGCGGACGGGAUCUUCCAGCUGGUGCGAGAGAAGUACAGCGAGCUGGCGGGCUGCUCUUCACUGCUGCACGCGCGACACAAAGGCCUGGCGGGCAUCGUCAUGACCAGAGGCCUGGAUCUGAGACAUGCUCAAGUGGUGGCGCUCUCCUCCGGUACCAAAUGCAUUAAUGGAGAGUACAUCAGUGACCAGGGGCUGGUGGUCAAUGAUUGCCAUGCAGAAAUCACCACUAGACGAGCACUGCUGCGCUUCCUCUAUUCACAACUAGAGCUACACCUCAGCAAAAGGAAAGAGGACUGGGAACAAUCGAUCUUCGUACGGCACAAAGAUUCGUGCUUGAGACUGAGAGAGAACGUCCUCUUCCACAUGUACAUCAGCACUUCACCCUGCGGGGACGCCAGAGUCAACUCACCGUACGAAAUCACCUCUGAUUUGCACAGUAACAGACACUUGGUGAAGAAGUUUCACAGUCACCUGAGGACGAAGAUUGAAUCCGGGGAAGGAACGCUGCCCGUCAGGUCCACCGCUCCUGUCCAGACGUGGGACGGUGUCCUUCAAGGAGAACGGCUCAUCACCAUGUCCUGCACAGAUAAGAUAUCCAGGUGGAAUGUGCUCGGUCUGCAGGGGGCGCUGCUCAGCCAUUUUGUGGAGCCGGUAUAUCUGUACAGCCUGACAGUGGGCAGCCUGAGACACACAGGACACUUCUCAAGGAUGAUGAACCACAGGAUGGAGAAAGCCGGCCCUCUGCCCACUUGUUACCGUCGUAACCAGCCAUUACUCAGUGGCCUGAGCAACAGUGACUGCAGGCAGCAGGGGAAGUCUGUGUGUUACAGUGUCAAUUGGACGGCAGGUGACGCUCAAAUGGAGGUGCUCAACGCGUCUACUGGGAAGAGGAGGGACUCCGGGGCUCCGUCCAGACUUUGCAAGCAUGCACUUUUUGCACGUUGGGUCAGACUUUAUCGCAAGCUGGUGGUCCGUGGGGCGAGUGGUACACUGCUGUACUGCGAAGCGAAGCAGGCGGCCGGCACCUACCAGACUGUGAAGCUGCAGUGGUUGAAGGGUCUACAGGAAGCAGGUUUAGGGACCUGGGUCAGAAAACCUCCCGAGCAGGAAACCUUCACUCUGACUGUAUGAAUGGAGGCCUGACCUGGUCUUUGUCAUCCCCUCUUCGCCAAAACCACCUUCACCUGCCAACCAGUUGCCACAGAAGAUCUUUCUCACUGCUGAAGUCAACACCAUCCCACUGCCGACAAAAAAAGCUCCAUGAGAAGAUGACAAAAGUUGAGGCUAAAGAGUAAACCUUGUUCUGUCAAAAUCUUGCAAAAUUUGGAUGUUUCCAGUAAGUCAUAGGUCUCAAACUGGAUUCCUCGAGUUUAUAGUCUAUUAUAGUCUCUAUUAGCUGUAUCUUGGGGACCAUUUGGGGACCAAAGUUGAUUCCUGGAGGGGCUCUGCACAGUUUUGCUCCA
Danio rerio (zebrafish) is the source of this 3732-nucleotide messenger RNA. NCBI's taxonomy places the organism in Eukaryota, Metazoa, Chordata, Actinopteri, Cypriniformes, Danionidae. The record is from RefSeq and is a predicted model, not a curated record.